AUGGGCAAGCACAACAGCAAGCUGGCUCCGGAGGUUCUGGAGGACCUGACCAAGAGCACCGAAUUCAACGAGGCCGAGCUCAAGCAGUGGUACAAAGGCUUCCUCAAAGACUGUCCCUCUGGCAUCCUCAACCUGGAGGAGUUCCAGCAGCUCUAUGUUAAGUUUUUCCCGUACGGCGACGCUUCAAAGUUCGCCCAGCACGCGUUUCGGACAUUCGACAAGAACGGCGACGGCACGAUCGACUUCAGGGAGUUCAUCUGCGCCCUGUCCAUCACCUCCAGGGGCAGCUUCGAGCAGAAGCUCAACUGGGCCUUCAACAUGUACGACCUGGACGGGGACGGAAAGAUCACGCGCAUGGAGAUGCUGGAGAUCAUCGAGGCCAUCUACAAGAUGGUGGGCACCGUGAUCAUGAUGCGCAUGAACGAGGACGGGCUGACCCCGCAGCAGCGCGUGGACAAGAUCUUCUCCAAGAUGGACAAGGACCACAACGACGAGAUCUCCCUGGAGGAGUUCAAAGAGGCCGCCAAGUCCGACCCCUCCAUCGUCCUACUGCUGCAGUGUGACAUGCAGAAGUAG
This is a messenger RNA of Cyclopterus lumpus (lumpfish), 576 nucleotides long. RefSeq names its product visinin-like protein 1. Gene Ontology annotation, molecular function: calcium ion binding. The transcript is spliced from 3 exons. The record is from RefSeq and is a predicted model, not a curated record. Lineage: Eukaryota; Metazoa; Chordata; Actinopteri; Perciformes; Cyclopteridae. Bases 1 to 576 code for a protein of 191 amino acids.